AUGGCACGACCUGAAGGCUCAAUUGCUGAAGCAUAUGUUGUUGAUGAAUGCUUGAUUGCUUGUUCGCGGUAUUUUGAUGAUCUCGACACACGGCAUAAUCGGGAGGGCAGGAACAGAGAGCGUGUUGAUAUGAGCAAGGGUGAUUUAUCUGUUUUCCAACAUGGAGUCGAUUUACUCAGAGCUCAUACGGUUACAUACCAAGAAAAUAUAUAUGACAAGAUGGUUUGGUUAUACAGAAAGGAGCUAGAGAACGAAGGAAAUCAAGAUAUUGAAAAAACCAUUGAGAAACAAUUUGCUAUCUGGUUUAAGAACCAUAUUGCAACUCUACGCAUGUAUUGUUGGUGGUGUACGCUUCCACACUACACUACACAUCCUAGUUCAACAGCUACCACAAACCAAGAAUCCACCCAAAACAUUACUUCUGCAACACAAUUUACUUCAAGUGCAGCCGCUGAACAAAAUUACACCCAAGGCAUGACUGCUGCUGCACAAGCUAAUUCUCCCAUACAAGCUGACAUCAGCGACCACAUUGCAGAUGAAGAAUUGGUACCAAGGCAAAGAAGUAUGGGCAAACAACUUGAAUCCUUGAGCAGAGGGUUAGGCACUAAGAUUCCAAUCCAAAUUUAUGAUGGAAAGCGAAGGCCAGAACCCCCUAUUCAGGCCGCAAAGUUUGCAUCAGAGGGUGGGAUCAUACUCAGGCAACAUAUUCCAAUAUUUCCACACUGGAAGGAGUACAAGAAGCAAGAGAACGAGGGUAAAAUUACAGACUAUAUUGGCAAGCUUGCUGGUCAAUUCACCAUGGAUGUGGACAGUAAGGCAGUCAAAGAUGCAUGUGUUGAUAUGAUAAAAGGAGGGCAGCGCCAGAUGAGGUAUAGGCUAAAAAGGAAGUACUUCACCGGGGUUCCUGCAAAUCAAGUGAGGACUACAUCGCCUGUUCCAUGUAUGACUGAUGACCAAUGGAAAGAUUUGGUACAAAUGUGGUCUACCCCAAACCACAAGAACAAUUGUGUCAAGAACAAACUUAAUCGUGAGAAGGUGCAAUUUCCACAGUGCAUAGGAUCUCAAUCCUACAUUGCAAAAUCCUAUGUAGUGAGGCAAGAAAAAUAUAAAGAUAUGGAACCUAGUGCAAUUGAUCUUUUCAAGGAGAUGCAUUGCAGCAAGAAGAAAGGAUUUAGUGAGGCCGUUCAGAAAGCUAUAGGUGAUAUGGAAGCAAUGGUGGCAACACCAGUUGAAGAUGGACAGCAUGUGCUGUCUUCGACAGAAGUUGUUUCCAAUGUGCUACCGGGUUCAAGUAAAUUUCUUCACAAUGCUGGCCUUUUACCUGCCUCCAAGAGAAGCAAUACAAGGACUAUCUCGACAAGGAUGCAAGAGCUUCAGACUCAAUUGGACACUGAGAGGCAAGAAAAAAAUGGAUUUCGAGAAGAAAUGGAAACCUUAAAGGCCCAGUCACAAGCAUCUGAGGCAACCAUUGCUAAUCAAUCGACUGAGAUUGCAGAUUUGAAGAAGUCCUUAUCAGAAAAUAACAGUCUCCUUCGACAAAUAUUAAGCAUCAAUCGUGGCCAGAUGACUCCUCCUUAAGUAUGCUUGCUAGGGUGUUGGUGUCAACCAUCCUGAAGAUCGAUCUCACAAAACUUUAGACCUCAUUUUAUCCUUAUGCUUGCUGUAGAAAUUAAUAGGAACUACAACUUGUUCUAUUGUUCACUUGUUAUAGAGGAUUAUGAAUCAUGUUUAAUGUUAAAAGCUUAUGUGUUGGAUGCAUUAUGCUUGAAAUAUAUGUGGAUAUUGUUA
Messenger RNA from Zea mays, 1788 nucleotides. RefSeq lists its product as uncharacterized. The record is from RefSeq and is a predicted model, not a curated record. The transcript has 9 exons. NCBI's taxonomy places the organism in Eukaryota, Viridiplantae, Streptophyta, Magnoliopsida, Poales, Poaceae. The coding region runs from base 1 to 1578 and encodes 525 amino acids.